Salarias fasciatus (jewelled blenny) is the source of this 15270-nucleotide messenger RNA. It is a transcript of the gene herc1, whose product is annotated as HECT and RLD domain containing E3 ubiquitin protein ligase family member 1. The record is from RefSeq and is a predicted model, not a curated record. Lineage: Eukaryota; Metazoa; Chordata; Actinopteri; Blenniiformes; Blenniidae. Gene Ontology annotation, molecular function: ubiquitin-protein transferase activity; protein binding.
CCGCGGAUAGAGAAUCGCAGCAGAGGAAGCUCCAGGAGAGGCGGGCGGAGGAUGGAAACCCAUGCCCGCCGCUGCCCCCUUUUUCACGGUCAACUUUAUCCGAGCGCGACAGCGGCAGAGAUGCGGCCGGCGCGUGGAGCGCUGUGAGCGGCGACACGAAGAGGAGGAGGCGGCCUUUCUUCUACUGGUCGGAUGGCCCCGCAGUGACGGCCAUGGCGCUGACGACCCCCCCGGUGAAGCUGAAGUGGCUGGAGCACCUGAACAGCUCCUGGAUCUCGGAGGACAGCGAGUCGGUCGCCACACGCGAUGGCGUGUCUGCGCUGUACGCCAAGCUGCUGGCCAACAAGGAGGCGGUGCCGCUGCCGCAGCAGGCGCUGUGCCUGAAGGGCCCCCAGCUGCCCGACUUCGAGCGUGAGUCGCCGUCCAGCGAUGAGCAGGAGCACUACCUGGACGCCCUGCUGGGCAGCCAGCUGGCGCUCGCAAAGACGGUGUGCUCCGACUCGCCGUUUGCCGCCGCGCUGCGCCGCCGCGUGCUGGUGCUGCAGCGCGUCUUCUACGCGCUCUCCAACAAGUACCACGAUAAGGGCCGCGCCAAGCCGCAGCCGCACUCGCCCGAGAGCUGUCCGGGCGCCGCCGACCCGCACGCCGUCAGCGAGCGGCCGCGCUCCAGUACCGACGCGCUCAUCGAGAUGGGCGUGCGCACAGGCCUCAGCUUGCUGUUCGCCCUGCUGCGCCAGGGCUGGAUGAGGCCCCCCCCCGGCGACGGCGGCGCAGGCGGCGACGUCAACCUGUGCAACGACGUCAUCCACACCGCCAUCGACGUGGUGGGCUCGCUGCCGCCGCUGUCGCUGGCCAACGAGAGCAAGAUCCCCGCCAUGGGGCUGGACUGCCUGGCGCAGGUCACCGCCUUCCUGAAGGGCGUCACCAUGCCCAGCUCGGGCGCCGACGUGCUGGGCCGCCGCCUGGCGUCCGAGCUGCUGCUGGGCCUGGCGUCGCAGCGGGGCUCGCUGCGCUACCUGCUGGAGUGGGUGGAGAUGGCGCUGGCGGCCUCGGCGGCGGUGAGCGCCAUGGAGCGGCGCAAAGCCGCGCAGAACCAGGAGGGGAUGAUCGGCUACGACUGCUUCAUGAACAUCCUCAUGCAGAUGAGACGCUCUCUGGGUUCCUCGGCGGAUCGCAGUCAGUGGCGGGAACCGACCCGGACCCCCGACGGACUCUGCUCCCUGUACGAGGCGGCGCUCUGCCUCUUCGAAGAGGUGUGCCGCAUGGCGUCCGACUACUCGCGCACCUGCGUCAGCCCGGACAGCAUUCAGACCGGCGAGGCGCCGGUGGUGUCGGAGACCUGCGAGGUCUACGUCUGGGGCAGCAACAGCAGCCACCAGCUGGUGGAGGGAACGCAGGAGAAGAUCCUGCAGCCCAAGCUGGCGGCCAGCUUCGCCGACGCCCAGACGAUCGAGGCCGGCCAGUACUGCACCUUCGUCAUUUCGUCGGACGGCUCGGUGCGGGCGUGCGGGAAGGGCAGCUACGGCCGGCUGGGCCUCGGCGACUCCAACAACCAGUCCACGCUGAAGAAGCUGACCUUUGAACCCCACCGCGCCAUCAAGAAGGUGUCGUCGUCCAAGGGGUCAGACGGCCACACGCUGGCCUUCACCACCGAGGGCGAGGUGUUCAGCUGGGGCGACGGCGACUACGGCAAGCUGGGCCACGGCAACAGCUCCACCCAGAAGUACCCCAAACUGAUCCAGGGCCCGCUGCAGGGCAAGGUGGUGGUGUGUGUGUCUGCUGGAUACAGACACAGCGCCGCCGUCAGUGAGGACGGCGAGCUCUACACCUGGGGAGAGGGAGACUUCGGACGAUUAGGUCACGGAGACAGCAACAGCCGGAACAUCCCCACCCUGGUGAAAGACGUCAGCAACGUGGGCGAGGUGUCCUGCGGCAGCUCGCACACCAUCGCAUUGUCCAAGGACGGACGCACCGUGUGGUCGUUCGGCGGCGGAGACAACGGGAAGCUGGGCCACGGCGACACCAACCGCGUCUACAAGCCCAAGGUGGUGGAGGCGCUGCAGGGCAUGUUCAUCCGGAAGGUGUGCGCCGGCAGCCAGUCGUCGCUGGCGCUCACCUCCACCGGCCAGGUGUUCGCCUGGGGCUGCGGUGCCUGCCUGGGCUGCGGCUCCUCCGAGGCCACGGCGCUGCGGCCCAAGCUGCUGGAGGAGCUGGCCACCACCCGCGUGGUGGACGUGUCCAUCGGGGACAGCCACUGCCUGGCCCUGUCCCACGAUAACGAGGUGUACGCCUGGGGCAAUAACUCCAUGGGGCAGUGCGGUCAGGGCAACUCCACCGGCCCCAUCACCAAGCCCAAGAAGGUGGUGGGUCUGGACGGCGUGGCCAUCCAGCAGAUCUCCGCCGGCACGUCGCACAGCCUGGCCUGGACGGCGCUGCCCAGAGACAGGCAGGUGGUGGCGUGGCACCGGCCCUACUGCGUGGACCUGGAGGAGAGCACCUUCUCCCACCUGCGCUCCUUCCUGGAGCGCUACUGCGACGGCAUCAACAGCGACGUCCCGCCGCUGCCGUUCCCUUCGUCCAGGGAGCACCAUAACUUCCUGAAGCUGUGCCUGCGGCUGCUGUCCAAUCACCUGGCCCUGGCGCUGGCGGGGGGCGUGGCCACCAGCAUCCUGGGCCGCCAGGCCCGCCCCCUGAGGAACCUGCUGUUCAGGCUGAUGGACGCCUCGGUGCCCGACGAGAUCCAGGAGGCUGUGAUCGAGACCCUGUCGGUGGGGGCCACCAUGCUGCUGCCCCCACUGAGGGAGAGGAUGGAGCUGCUGCACUCACUGCUGCCUCAAGGCCCCGACCGCUGGGAGAGCCUCUCCAAAGGACAGAGGAUGCAGCUGGACAUCAUCCUCACCAGUCUCCAGGACCACACCCACGUGGCGUCUCUGCUGGGCUACAGCUCCCCGGCCGACGGCCCCGAGGCGCCGUCCUCCGGCCCCGCCUUCUCCGCCGCCCUGGACCCCGCCUACGGCGCCGAGGCGGCAGCGGCGGCGGCGGCCCACCCCGACACACACCUGGCUGAGAUCCUGAUGAAGACGCUGCUCCGGAACCUGGGCUUCUACACGGACCAGGCCUUUGGGGAGCUGGAGAAGAACAGUGAUAAGCUGCAGCAGAGCUCGUCUCCUUCAGACAGCAGCCAGCCGGCUCACCUGCACCAGCUGCUGUGUUCCCUGCAGAAGCAGCUGCUGGCCUACUGCCACACCAACGCCGUGACCGAGGACUCCAGCAGCGUCUCGCUGCUGCACAAACACCUGCAGCUGCUGCUGCCGCACGCCGCCGACAUCUUCUCGCGCUCGGCGGCGCUGCUGAGGGAGAGCUCCGGGAACGGCGGCAUCCGGGAGAAGCUGCAAGACGUGGUGUACGUGUCGGCGGCCGGCAGCAUGCUGUGCCAGAUCGUCACGGCGCUGCUGCUGCUGCCGGUCUGGGUGGCGCGGCCGCUGCUGCGCCCCCUGCUGGACCUGCUGCCGCCGCUGGACCGGCUGAACCGGCUGCUGCCGGCCGCCGCGCCGCUGGAGGACCAGGAGCUGCAGUGGCCGCUGCACGGCGCCCCCGACCCGGCCGAGCCGGCGCCGCCGCCGCCGCCGGCGCUGGCCUGGGUGUGGCUGGUGGACCUGGAGCGGACGGCCGCCCUGCUGGUGGGCCGCUGCCUGGGGGGCAUGCUGCAGGGCGCCCCCGCCUCCCUGGAGGAGCAGUGCACCGCCUACUGGCUGAAGACGCCGCUGUUCAGCAACGGCCUGGAGAUGGACGUCCCUCAGCUGGACGCCUGCAUCAGCUCGCUGCUGGAGGCGGCGCUGUCUGGGGACGAGGAGCAGAGGCCGCUGGACGUCCCGCUGCGGGCCGACCUGAGCGUCCUGGUGGACCUGUCCCUGGGCUCGUCCAAAGAGCCGGCCAACAGCCUGUGGAUCAACAUGCAGGACUACGCCCUGAGUAAAGACUGGGACAACGCGGCGCUCAGCAACGAGUCCCUGCUGGACACCGUGUCCAGGUUCGUGCUGGCGGCUCUGCUGAAGCACACGGGGCUGCUGGGACAGGCCUGCGGAGAGGGCAGGUACCAGCCGUCCAAGACUCUGUCUGAAGUUUACCGCAGUGUUUACAAAGUGCGGAACCGGCUGAUGGCCUGCAAGAACCUGGACUUCAUCCAGACCCGGUCCUCGUCCCGGGAGAGGAGGAUCUCAGACAACCAGGACUCGCUGGACAUGGACCCCCAGGAGCACUCCUUCACCCGCACCAUCGACGAGGAGGCGGAGCUUGAGGAGCGAGCCGACCGCGAGCGGGAGGAGGGCCGCCAGGAGCAGGAGGACGAGGAGGAGGAGGAGAACCGGGAGCACCAAGUCAUAACGGCAGGAAAGAUCUUCCAGUGCUUCCUGUCGGCGAGGGAAGUGGCCCGCAGUCGGGAACGGGACCGAGCCAGCAGCAGCACCGCGCUGGGCUCCGGGUCCGGGUCCAGGGGUGGGGGAGGGGGAGGCAGCGAGGACGACCCCGCCCUGUCCCAGGAGGGCCGGCGGGGCAGCGGGGGCCUCCCGGAGGGCCAGGACCUGUACACGGCGGCCUGCAACUCUGUGAUCCACCGCUGCGCCCUGCUGCUGCUGGGAGUCAGCCCCGUGCUGGGGGAGCCGGGGGGGCCGGCCCAGCCCGCCGCCGGGACCGGGGACGGCCUGGGCUUCAUGACCAGGAGUGAGAGUCUGAGCGCAGAGAGCCGCUCGGUUCAGAACAGUCCGAGUUACAGACUGAUGAAGUCGAGGAGCGAAUCCGACCUGAGCCAGCCGGAGUCUGACGAGGAGGGAGGCAGUCUGAGCGGACGCAGGAACGUGGAUCUGGAUUUGGCCUUUUCACAAAAGAAGCGAGGACUCCUCCACAGCUCCCCGGACUCGGUGGCCGAGUCUUGGCUGCGGGCCAAGCUGAGCCGGCAGCGCAGCGCUGGCUCCGCCCCCUCGUUCGAGGACUGGGCGGUGGAGCGGGGCGGCUCGCCCGGCGCGCUCGCCCUCGUCGACAACGCCGCCAGCUUCGUCAGCGGAGACGUGGGGCUGGCGCCCGGCUUCCGGGAGCCAGAGGACGGCAUGUCCACCAGUCCGCAGGCCGUGGUGCUGGCCAUGGAGCGGCAGCAGAGCCGCGCCGAGCUGCGGCUGGAGGCGCUCCACCAGGUGGUGGCGCUGAUCUCGGGGAUGGAGGAGAAGGGCGGCCAGCCGGGCGGAGCCUUCCAGUCCUCCUCGCUGCUCACCUCCGUCCGGCUGCAGUUCCUCGCCGGCUGCUUCGGACUCGGAACCGUCGGAACCGGAGGCCUGAAGAGGGAGAGCGUGCAGCUGCACCACUACCAGGACGGGGUCCGGGCGGCCCGGCGGAGCCUGCAGAUGGAGAUCCAGACGGCGGUCCAUCAGAUCUACCAGCAGCUGUCCGUCACGCUGGAGCGAGCGCUGCAGGCCAACAAGCACCACAUCGAGGCCCAGCAGCGCCUCCUGCUGGUCACCGUCUUCGCGCUGAGCGUGCGCUACCAGCCGGUGGACGUGUCCCUGGCCGUGUCCAGCGGCCUGCUGUCCGUCCUGUCGCAGCUGUGCGGCUCGGAGGCGGCGCUGGGCCGGCCGCUGCAGCUGCUGCGCUCCGGCGCCGCGCCGCUCAGCGCCGCCCUCAAGGUGGCGUCCACGCGCCUGCUGCAGAUCCUGGCCAUCAGCACCGGGACCUAUGCUGACAGGCUGAGUCCCAAGGUGGUCCAGUCCCUUCUGGACCUCCUCUGCAGUCAGUUGAAGAACCUGCUGUCCCAGGCCGGGGCCGCCCCGCUGCAUGCUGGGAAGGAAGAGGACAACAAGGAGGACGGGGAAGAGUCCGAGAGGAAGGACUUCAGAGCGCUGGUGCGGAAGCAGCACACGGCGGAGCGGCACCUGGGAGACUUCCUGGUCUUCCUGAGGCGGGUGGUGUCCUCCAGGUCCAUCCAGGCCCGCAUGGCGUCCCCCAAGUGGACCGAGGUCCUGCUCAACAUCGCGGCUCAGAAGUGCUGCUCAGGCGUCCCUCUGGUGGGGAACCUGAGGACGCGUCUCCUGGCGCUCCACGUCCUGGAGGCCGUGCUGCCGGCCGGCGAGGCCAACAUGGAGGACGAGCAGAUGACGCAGGUUGUGGAGCGUCUCUUCUCGCUGCUGUCCGACUGCAUGUGGGAGACGCCGCUCGCUCAGGACAGACACUCUGUCCACGUCCAGGACCGGGGCCAGGAGCUGCAGCUGCAGGGCGAGGCGGAGGAGGAGGACGAGAACCUGCCCGUCCAGGAGGUGUCCUUCGACCCGGAGAAGUCCCAGUGCUGCGUGGUGGACGGCGUCCAGGUCCUGACGCACGGCAGCGGGGGGAAGGGCUACGGCCUGGCGUCCGCCGGCGUGUCGUCGGGCUGCUACCAGUGGAAGUUCUACAUGGUGAAGGAGAACCGGGGGAACGAGGGGACGUGCGUGGGCGUGUCCCGCUGGCCCGUCCACGACUUCAACCACCGCACCACGGCCGACAUGUGGCUGUACCGCGCCUACAGCGGGAACCUCUACCACAACGGCGAGCAGCCGCUGGCGCUCAGCAGCUUCACCCAGGGCGACGCCGUCACCUGCGUGCUGGACAUGGAGGCCAGGACCGUGUCCUUUGGCAAGAACGGAGAGGAGCCCAAGCUGGCGUUCGAGGACGUGGACGCCACGGAGCUGUUCCCCUGCGUCAUGUUCUACAGCAGCAACCCCGGGGAGAAGGUGAAGAUCUGCGACAUGCAGAUGCGCGGCACGCCGCGGGACCUGCUGCCCGGCGACCCGGUGUGCAGCCCCACGGCCACGGUGCUGGCCGAGUCGGCCACCCAGCUGAUCCGCAUCCUGCACCGCGCCGAGCGCUGGACGCCGCGCGUCAACCGUGCCAUGAUCCAGCGGCUGCACGCCAUCAAGGCCUGCUUCUCCGCCUGCCCCGGCGGCGGCGGGCAGCGGCUGAAGAAGAGCCGCUCGGUGCAGAGCCGCGAGGAGCACGACGCCCAGCGGGGGGGGGAGGAGCCGGAGGAGCGCGGCCGCGGCGGCCCCGGCCGGGCGCCCGGAUUGGCCGAGCUGCCCGAGCCGCUGCUGCGCUCGCUGUGCGCUGACGUCUGGCCCGUGCUGGCCGUGGUGGGCGGGGCCGACGCCGGCCUGCGCGUCGGCGGCCGCUGCGUCCACAAGCAGACCGGCCGCAGCGCCACGCUGCUGGGCGUGGCCAAGGAGGGCAGCACCUCCGCCAAGGUGCAGUGGGACGAGGCGGAGAUCACCAUCAGCGACACCCCCCUCUAUAACCUGGAGCCGUGCGAGCCGCUGCCGUUCGACGUGUCUCGUUUCCGCGGCCUGACGGCGGCGCUGCUGCUGGACCUGACCUGCCUGACCAGCCUCCACGAGGAGGCGGCGGCCAAGCUGAGCGGGCGGCGCCACGACCGGCGGCACCGAGCCGCCGCCACCGCCACCGAGCAGCCCGACGACGCCGCCGCCGCCUCCGACCUGCGGGUGUCCCACAGCCUGGAUGAGGUCAAGGCGCACGCCGCGCCCAGCUCCCGGUCCGAGAGCGAGAUCUGCUCCGUGGCGGGCGGCGAGGGGCUCCCCCCGGAGGCCGGCAGGAAGAAGGGCCACGACCACGGCGCCCGCGGACACGAGGCCCCGCCCACCGCCGCCACGCAGUCGGAGAUCCACGCCGUCCAGCUGUCCUACCUCUACCUGGGAGCCAUGAAGACGCUGAGCGUCCUGCUGAGCUGCAGCAAGUACGCCGAGCUGCUGCUCAUCCCCAAGGUCUUACCGGAAGCGGCGGCCAGCGGCCACAACGCCGACCUGAACGCGGGCUGGGGGCGGGGCCGGGGGGGGGCGGCCUCCUCGCCGCCGGCGUGCCAGGAGGAGGUGGAGAUGCGGGCGGCGCUGCAGUUCCUGAUGCGCCACAUGGUGAAGCGCGCCGUCAUGCGCUCGCCCAUCAAGAGGGCGCUGGGCCUGCCGGACCUGGAGCGCGCCCAGGCCAUGAUCUACAAGCUGGUGGUGGACGGCCUGCUGGAGCAGCCCGGCGGGGGCGGGGCCAGAGCCGGCGGGCGGAGCGAGCCGGAGGGGGAGGGGGAGGGGCCGGAGGGCGAGCCCCUGGCGCAGACCCCGGUCACCACCAGCCCGUCGGCGUCCAGCACCACGUCCUUCAUGAGCUCGUCCCUGGAGGACACCACCACGGCCACCACGCCCGUCACCGACACCGAGACGGCGCCGCCGUCCGAGUCCCCGGGCGUCAUGCCGCUGAGCCUGCUGAGACAAAUGUUCUCCAGCUACCCGACCACGGCGCUGGCGCCGAGCCGCCGGGCCCAGACCCCGCCCGUCUCCUCGCUGCCCACCUCCCCGUCCGACGAGGUGGGACGGAGACAGAGCCUCACGUCCCCCGAGUCCCAGCCCAGCAGGACGCAGAACCGCACCGGGACCUCCCUGUCCGACCCCAGCAGCAGGCUGUCCACGUCCCCCCCUCCGCCCGCCAUCGCCGUGCCGCUGCUGGAGAUGGGCUUCUCUCUGCGCCAGAUCACCAAGGCUCUGGAGGCCACCGGCGCUCGCGGGGAAGCCGACGCCCAGAACAUCACUGUCCUCGCCAUGUGGAUGAUCGAACACCCGGGGACGGAAGAGGACCAGGAGGACGCGCUCCGGGGGGGCCGCGACUCGUCCCCGUCCUGCCCGGGAGCCGCAGCGUCCUCUGGGGGGAAGUCCUCCUUCCUGUCGUCCCCCGGGGACGUGGCCGGCGCCGACGCCGCGGAGCUGGAGGAGGGCUUCAGCGAGAGUCCCGAGGGUCUAGACCAGGACGCCUCGUCCUCCGGCGCUCCGCUCAGAGCUCGAGCCGCCGCUGGACGGAAACACCGCUUCGACCUGGCGGCCCGAACGCUGCUGGCCCGCGCCGCCGGCCUGUACCGCUCCGUCCAGGCGCACCACAGCCAGGCGCGGCGUGAGGCGGCGGCGCAGCAGCAGGACCCGGCGGCGCUGUACGACUUCCAGCUGGACGAGGAGCUGGAGAUGGACCUGGACGAGGACGCCAUGGACGCCAUGUUCGGACAGGACCUGGCCGCCGACGCUGACAUUCUGGGAAUGUGGAUCCCGGAGGUACUGGACUGGCCAACAUGGCACGUGUGCGAGCCGGAGGACCGGGACGAGGUGGUGGUGUGCGAGCUGUGCGAGGCCAACGUGUCCAACUUCAACCAGCACAUGAAGAAGAGCCACCCGGGCUGCGGCCGCAGCGCCAACCGGCAGGGUUACCGUAGCAACGGCUCCUACGUGGACGGCUGGUUCGGCGGCGAGUGCGGCAGCGGCAACCCCUACUACCUGCUGUGCGGCGGCUGCCGGGAGAAGUACCUGGCCGUCAAGAGCAAGGCCAAGGUCCCCGUGGUGGAGAGGUAUAAAGGCCAGGCUCCGGACCUCCUGGGGAAGCAGGACAGCGUCUACGAAGAGGACUGGGACAUGCUGGACGUGGACGAGGACGAGAAGCUGACGGGCGAGGAGGAGUUCGAGCUGCUGUCCGGCCCGCUGGGCCUGAGCGAGCGCCGCCUCGUCCCUGAGCCCGUCCAGUUCCCGGACAGCGACCCGCUGGGAGCCUCCGUCGCCAUGGUGACGGCCGCCAACAGCAUGGAGGAGACGCUGCUGCAGAUCGGCUGCCAGACCUCGGUGGACAAGUCGUCCUCGGGCCGCGUCACCCUGGGCGAACAGGCGGCGGCGCUGCAGAGCCCGCAUGACCGGGUGAUGGCUCUGAGGAGGGUGACAGCCGCCGCCCAGGUCCUGCUGGCCCGGACCAUGGUGAUGAGGGCCCUGUCCCUGCUGUCCGUCAGUGGUUCUAGCUGCAGUCUCGCCGCCGGCCUCGAGUCUCUCGGCCUCACCGACAUCCGGACCCUGGUGCGCCUCAUGUGCCUGGCGGCGGCGGGUCGGGCCGGGCUGUCUACCGGCCCCCCUGGGGCCACGGGCCACGGCGAGCGGUCCCGGGGUUCCGCCAAGGCCAGCAAGCCCAUCUCCUGCCUGGCCUACCUCAGCACGGCGGUGGGCUGCCUGGCCUCCAACAGCCCCAACGCCGCCAAGCUGCUGGUGCAGCUCUGCACGCAGAACCUGAUCUCGGCCGCCACCGGCAUGAACCUGACCACUGUGGAUGACCCGGUCCAGAGGCGCUUCCUGCCCAGCUUCCUGCGUGGCGUCGCUGAGGAGAACAAGCUCGUCACGUCGCCCAACUUCGUGGUGACGCAGGCGCUGGUGGCGCUGCUGGCCGACAAGGGCGCCCGGCUGCGGCCGCCGCACGACAAGGCCGAGCUGGAGAGGAGAGGCCCCUUGGACCUGGCCAACGCCCUAGCCGCCUGCUGCCUGUCAUCCCGCCUGUCCUCGCAGCACCGCCAGUGGGCAGCGCAGCAGCUGGUUCGCACGCUGGCCGCCCACGACCGCGACAGCGGCCACGACCGGGACGGUGGCCUCGGCCGCCCGCAGACCUUCGCCGACGCGGCGGGCGACCUGAGGAAGUGCUCCUCCGUCCGGCUGGAGGCGCACCAGAGCAGGGUCAUCACCUGCGCCUGGUGCAGUAAGAAGGGUCUGCUGGCCACCAGCGGCACCGACGGCACGGUCCGGGUGUGGAGUGUCGCCAAGAACCAGUACAGCCUGCAGCAGACCUGCAUCUUCAACCGGGACGGCGGGUCGCCGGAGGAGGCGGCGCCCGGCCUGGGCUCGCCCGGAGACCCCGGUCUGUCCCCGCUGGCCUGGAGCGUGACGGGCCGGUUCCUGGCCUGCGCCAUGGAGAAGACGGUCAACGUCUGGCAAGUCAACGGUGGCCGCGGCCUGGUGGACCUGCAGCCCCACUGGGUGUCCUGUCUGUCCUGGCCGGAGGACGAGGCUGAGUCCCUGUGGUGCGGGGAACCCCGAGACGUGCUGCUGGUGGGACGGAUGGACGGGUCGCUGGGCCUCUUGGAGGUUCUGGACUCGUCCGUCCUCCACCGCACAGAGCUGGAGCACUGCUACCGGAAAGACGUGGCAGUGACCCAGGUGUCCUGGUUCAGCGAGGACCGGCCCUUCGCCGUGGGCUACGAGGACGGCAAGCUGCUGAUCGGGUCCAAGGAGCCUCUGGAGAAGGGGGCCAUCGUGGUCAUCGACGCCCACAAGGAGUCCAUCAGCAGCAUGUGCUGGAACCCCAGCGGUCAGAUCCUGCUGACGUGUGCCAAAGAGGAGACGGUGAAGCUGUGGUCCGGUCCGGACCCAGACUGGCACUCGGGGUCCGGGUCCGGGUCUGGGUCGGGCUGGCGCUGCCUGCAGACCCUGAGGCACCCGUCCCCGGUGAACGGUGCGGCGUGGUGCGGCCUGCCGGGCCGAGGACCCCGACCCCUCGGCAUGCUGGCCAUAUGCUGCCAGAACGGCCUGGUGUCCGUCUGGACCGUCCCCCAGGAUGCCUCCGGGUUCCCCCAGUCCGGCUCCUCGCACCCGGACGGCUGGUGGGACAGCGAGGCCAGGCCCCGGCCCACGUCGUCCCGGUGGACGGAAGAGGGCGCCGUGUGCGUCUUCCAGCUGAAGGGACACGUCACCCCGGUGAGGACGCUGGCCUUCAGCCCCGACGGUCUGGCCCUGGCCUCUGGAGGGGUGGGGGGACUCCUGAACAUCUGGUCCCUAAGGGACGGCUCGGUUCUGCAGACCGUGGUGGCCGGUUCCGGAGCGAUCCAGAACAUGGCGUGGAUCCCGGAUGUGGGCGUGGCCGUCUGUUCCAACCGGUCCAAGGACGUGCUGGUGGUGAACUGCUCCAAGGAGUUCCUGUCGUCCAAUCACGUGCUGGCGACGUGCCGCACGGCGCUGAAGAAGCAGGGCGUGGUGGGACUCAACAUGGCGCCCUGCAUGAGGGCCUUCCUGGAGAGGCUGCCGGUCAUGCUGCAGGAGCAGUACGCCUACGAGAAGCCCCAUGUGGUCUGCGGGGAUCAGCUGGUCCACAGCCCCUACAUGCAGUGCCUGGCCUCGCUGGCCGUGGGCCUCAACCUGGACCAGCUCCUGUGCCGGCCCCCCGUGCCCCCCCACCUCCGGCACCUCCCGCUGGAGUCCGGCACCGCCGUGUGGAGCGCCAGCGAGUGGGCGUGGCUAGACUGCUUCUCCACCACGGUGAAGGCGGCCGAGGCGCUGGCCCGCGGAGCCCCCUUCCCCGAGUCCUUCUGCGUCCCGGACCUGGAGCCGGUUCCCAAAGAGGAGAUGGCCCUGCUGAUGGACAACAGUAAGUGGACGUCUGGAUUGGACGAGCAGAUCAUGUCCUGGGCCACCUCCAGACCAGAGGACUGGCACCUGGGGGGUAAAUGCGACGUCUUCCUCUGGGGGGCAGGAAGACACGGCCAGCUGGCCGAGGCGGGAAGAAACAUCCUGCUGCCGACCACAGCGCCAUCUUUCUCCCAGGCUCAGCAGGUGGUGUGCGGUCAGAACUGCACCUUCGUCAUCCAGCCUAACGGGACGGUGCUGGCCUGCGGGGAGGGAAGCUACGGCCGGCUGGGACAGGGCAACUCCGACGACCUGCACGUGCUGACGGUCAUCUCCGCUCUGCAAGGCUUCGUGGUGACCCAGCUGGUGACGUCGUGCGGCAGCGACGGCCACUCCAUGGCGCUGACGGAGAGCGGCGAGGUCUUCAGCUGGGGCGACGGCGACUACGGCAAGCUGGGCCACGGCAACAGCGACCGGCAGCGGCGGCCGCGGCAGAUCGAGGCGCUGCAGGGCGAGGAGGUGGUGCAGAUGUCCUGCGGGUUCAAACACUCGGCCGUGGUGACGGCCGACGGGAAGCUCUUCACCUUCGGGAACGGCGACUACGGCCGGCUGGGCCUGGGCAACACCUCCAACAAGAAGCUCCCGGAGAAGGUCACGGCCCUGGAGGGCUACCAAGUGGGCCAGGUGGCCUGCGGUCUGAACCACACCCUGGUGGUCUCCGCUGACGGGACGAUGGUCUGGGCCUUCGGGGACGGGGACUACGGCAAGCUGGGCCUGGGGAACUCCACCGCCAAGUCGUCCCCUCAGAAGGUGGACGUCCUCUGCGGGGUGGGGGUCCAGAAGGUGGCCUGCGGGACCCAGUUCUCCGUGGCCCUGACCAAAGACGGGAAGGUCUUCACCUUCGGACAAGACCGUCUGAUCGGACUCCCGGAGGGACGGGCCCGGAACCACAACCGGCCCCAGCAGGUCCCGGCGCUGGCCGGGGUCCACAUCCAGGACGUGGCCGUCGGCGCCGAGCACACCCUGGUCCUGUCCUCCACCGGGGACGUCUACACCUGGGGGAGCAACUCGGAGGGACAGCUGGGUCUGGGACACACUAACCACGUCCGGGAGCCCACCCUGGUGUCGGUGCUUCAGGGUAAAAACAUCCACCAGAUCUCGGCCGGCCGCUGCCACAGCGCCGCCUGGACGGCGCCCUGCGUGCCGCCGCGGGCGCCAGGCUCCUCGGUGCCCCUGCAGCUGGGCCUGCCCCCCGCCGUGCCCCCCCAGUACGGCGGCCUGAAGGAGCUGAGCCUGGAGGCGGUCCGGGCCAGGCUCCGCCUCCUCUACCACUUCUCUGACCUCAUGUACUCCUCCUGGAGGCUGCUCAACCUCAGCCCCAGCAACCAGAGCAGCACGUCCCGCUACAGCGCCGGGACCUGGGGCCUGGUCCAGGGCCAGCUGCGCCCCCUGCUGGCCCCCCGGGUCUACACCCUGCCCAUGGUGCGCUCCAUCGGCAAGACCAUGGUGCAGGGCAAGAACUACGGCCCCCAGAUCACCGUCAAGAGGAUCUCCACCCGCGGCAGGAAGUGCAAACCCAUCUUCGUGCAGAUCGCCCGGCAGGUGGUGAAGCUGAACGCCUCCGACCUGCGGCUGCCCUCCCGGGCCUGGAAGGUCAAGCUGGUGGGGGAGGGGGCCGACGACGCCGGCGGCGUCUUCGACGACACCAUCACCGAGAUGUGUCAGGAGCUGGAGUCCGGGGUGGUGGACCUCCUGAUCCCGUCCCCGAACGCCAGCGCCGAGGUGGGCUACAACCGAGACAGGUUCCUGCUGAACCCGUCGGCCUGCCUGGACGAGCACCUGCUGCAGUUCCGCUUCCUGGGCAUCCUGAUGGGCGUGGCCGUGCGCACCAAGAAGCCGCUGGACCUGCACCUGGCGCCGCUGGUCUGGAAGCUGCUGUGCUGCGUGCCGCUGCAGCCCGACGACCUGGAGGAGGUGGACCUGCUCUACGUGCAGACGCUGCGCAGCAUUCUUCACAUUGAAGACAGCGGCAUCACCGAGGACACCUUCCACGAGAUGAUUCCUCUGGACUCGUUUGUCGGUCAGAGCGCCGACGGGAAGAUGGUUCCCAUCAUCCCCGGCGGCGGCAGCAUCCCGCUCACCUUCUCCAACAGGAAGGAGUACGUGGAGCGAGCCAUCGAGUACCGGCUGCACGAGAUCGACCGGCAGGUGGCGGCGGUGCGCGAGGGCAUGUCGUGGAUCGUGCCGGUGCCGCUGCUGUCGCUGCUGACGGCGCGGCAGCUGGAGCAGAUGGUGUGCGGCAUGCCGGAGAUCUCGGUGGACGUGCUGAAGAAGGUGGUGCGCUACCGCGAGGUGGACGAGCAGCACGCGCUGGUGCAGUGGUUCUGGCAGACGCUGGCCGACUUCUCCAACGACGAGCGCGUCCUCUUCAUGCGCUUCGUGUCGGGGCGCUCGCGGCUGCCCGCCAACACGGCCGACAUCUCCCAGCGCUUCCAGAUCAUGAAGGUGGACCGGCCCUACGACAGCCUGCCCACCUCCCAGACCUGCUUCUUCCAGCUGCGCCUGCCGCCGUACUCCAGCCAGGCCGUCAUGGCCGAGCGGCUGCGCUACGCCAUCAACAACUGCCGCUCCAUCGACAUGGACAACUACAUGCUGUCCCGCAACGUGGACAACGCCGAGGGCUCCGACACGGACUACUGACGCGCACGCACACACACGCACACACACAGAGCCACCUCGGCCUCUUUUAAGUCCGUUUUAAGGCGGACGGCACAAACAGCUUUUUGGUUUCUGCUGGUUUUUAUUCCCACAUUUAGUGUUUUUUCUUCUUUUAGCGCCGCCUGCGGGCGCGUGCAUGAGGUGUUUGAGGACCGGACCGGACCGGGCCGGGCCGGGGUCCCCGCCGCGGGACGCGCCAAACGCCCUGGACAUUGUGUAAAAUGCUUCAUCAGCGCCACGUUUUGCAGAAUUCUCAUAUUUAUUGUUUUCAUCGCCGGUGCCGAGUUUCCCAGAGCAACAGAGGAGAAAAAGAAAAUGACAAAAAAACAAUAAAUGCUGAAUAAAU